This is a messenger RNA of Salmo salar (Atlantic salmon), 1044 nucleotides long. RefSeq names its product insulin-like. The record is from RefSeq and is a predicted model, not a curated record. Gene Ontology annotation, molecular function: hormone activity. Lineage: Eukaryota; Metazoa; Chordata; Actinopteri; Salmoniformes; Salmonidae. Gene Ontology annotation, cellular component: extracellular region.
GGAGGACGGUCACGUGUGCUCUACCUGACUGCCACGUCACUACCUGCUCUUCUUUUUAUUUAACUAGGCAAGUCAGAUAAGAACACAUUCUUACAAUGACAGCCUACUGGGGAACAGUGGGUUAACUGCCUUGUUCAGAAGAACAGAUUUUUACCUUGUCAGAUUGGGGAUUUUAUCAAGCAACCUUUUGGUUACUGGCCCAACGCUCUAACCACAAGGCUACCAGCUCUUCUCACCUCAGCUGGCUGUCUGUUUCAGAUCGUAUAUGGCUGUGGUAGUAUGGGCCCUGUCUGUUCUGUUACUGCUGGUCCUGUCUUCCCCGGGGGUCUGCUCAGCUCCCAGCGCCCAGCACCUGUGUGGCUCUCACCUGGUGGAUGCCCUCUACCUGGUCUGUGGGGAACAAGGGUUCUUCUAUAACCCCAACAGAACCCCCAGAGACCUACUCCUGCAACACCUCAUAGGGUUCCUGUCUAAGAGCAGACAGGGUUGGAGGGUGAAGCAGGAACGUCCGUGGAAGGACCAUGAAGACCAGAAGGUGAAAAGAGGCAUUGUGGAACAGUGCUGUCAUAAGCCAUGUAGCUUCAGCCACCUGCAGAGCUACUGCGACUGACUGGAGUCUACUCCUCAGUCUACACUCGAUUGACAAGAGCGCAGACUAGCCUCAAGAGCUACUGGUGGAAGGACAUGUCAAUCUUGUAUAAAUCUAAAUGUCAAGGGGGGGGGGGGACUACAGAAAAAAAUUAAACAACUGUAUGACCAGUAACAGACUGUUGGUAUGUUGAAGACAGUGGGUCUUUGUUCCAAUGUGGGAAGUUAUGAAGGAAAAAGGAGAUACAAAUCAGGGGGUAAAAAAAACAGUCAGGCAAGACAAAGGGUCCAGAGUGUGAUGUGAUUGCAAUCCUAGAAUGCUCUCUACUGGCUACAGAGGAGUGUGGCUGUUGAUGUCAGGAGAUGAGCAGCAGAGCCAUGCAUUUUGAGAAUUGAAUUUACAAACGCACCACAUUAAACAUGGGGAAUAUAAAUAAUAUCUAACUGAAUGCCUAA